AUGACUUCCACUUCUGCUAGCAAGUCAUUAGUUGAAACAGAUUGUACGCACCACAAUCCCUUAGUAGAUUUGUCAAGAAGAGUUAUUGAAGGGAGUCUGGAUGACGACUUUGAAAAAACCUGGAAUCAGUUUUUGACCGGGAAUUCAAAGCCUCGAAACCUACACGAUGAGUACCUGAUAAGUGUUACAAUGUCUACCGCAGUUCCCAAAACAACCAAUCUGUACGAAUUGGCUGGUCAGAUGGAUCAGAUGGACUCUACACAAGACCUGGCUGAAUCGUGGGCUGAGGAAUACAUAGCGGAGGAGCAACAAUCCAAGAAUUUAAUUAAACAUUGGGCUGAUAAAGCAGAACAGCAAGCCAGUUAUUUACCAGAGCAGUGGGCAAAGGAGUUUUUUGGUUUAAACUUUCGUGAGCAGGAAGCUGAAUAUAAAAGCGAAACCAAGGAUGGAUCUGAGAUGUGGGCCACUGAAUUUCUUAACGAAUUCGAUCAAAAAUCUCAGAUGAACAAAGGACUUGCAUCUGAGGACACGAUCUUUAUUUCUGCUAUGGGAACUGAAACAAAUGCUAAAACAAUUGCGGAAAGGACACCCUUUGAUGAGAUGUAUGUUUUCGAAAGCAAUAAUCCUUACCUCAGAGAAGCGGAUGCAUUCGAAAAAGGACAACAGGCGCUGAAUGCUGGACUGAUAGUUGAUGCCAUUUUAUAUUUUGAGGCUGCUGUGCAGCAGAAUCAGGAGAAUUUUGAAGGCUGGUUGCUGCUUGGAAAUUGCCAAACUGAGAACGAAAGUGAUAGACAGGCAAUCGCUGCAUACAAAAAAGCUUUGAAUUUACAGCCAGAACAAAAAAAAAUACAACUUGCUCUUGCCACAGUUUACAUUAACGAAUGUAUGGAAUUAGAAGCACUGGAUGUAUUGAAGCAGUGGAUUAUGUCUCAUAUGGAUGGUGAUUCAAAUCCUUUGGAAUUCAGAACUACUCCCAGCAAUCUAAUUGAGGACCUUACCAUUCGGACGCAACAGGUAGAAGAACUAAUCCAAAAAGUGCUUUCAAAUGCGGAAACAACUGAGGAAGCAACAUUUCACAAUGCACUAAGUCUGGUCUACAACAUUAAGGGCGAUUAUAAUCGAGCUGCUAGAGAAGUAAAGUUGGCGCUUAUGUACAAUCCGAAGGACUACGUACUUUGGAACCGUUUGGGGGCAACAUUGGCAAAUGGUAAACGCGCUGCGGAAGCAGUUGCUGCCUAUCGCGAGGCUCUCAAGAUCUGUCCAAACUAUCCACGUGCUCGUUGUAAUCUGGGCAUCGCUUGCAUUCAAUUGCAGAACUACAAAGAAGCAAUCCAACAUUUUAUUACGGCUCUUCAGUUGCAGCAGUCUUGUAGCUCUAUUUCAUCGUCCACAAUUUGGACGCCUUUACGCGCAGCUGUUGUUCGAAGUUGUUUGCCCUAUGCAUUGGAUUUGCUAACAGCUGUCAAUGAGCAAGAUUUGAAGAAGUGUAUUUAUUUUCUGAAUUGA
Loa loa (African eye worm) is the source of this 1506-nucleotide messenger RNA. Its product is annotated as TPR Domain containing protein. Gene Ontology annotation, cellular component: cytosol; peroxisomal membrane. The transcript has 10 exons. Bases 1 to 1506 code for a protein of 501 amino acids. Gene Ontology annotation, molecular function: protein binding. The record is from RefSeq and is a predicted model, not a curated record. Gene Ontology annotation, biological process: protein import into peroxisome matrix, docking. NCBI's taxonomy places the organism in Eukaryota, Metazoa, Nematoda, Chromadorea, Rhabditida, Onchocercidae.